Molecule: messenger RNA, 360 nt
Organism: Aspergillus thermomutatus
Lineage: Eukaryota; Fungi; Ascomycota; Eurotiomycetes; Eurotiales; Aspergillaceae
Exons: 1
Coding region: 1-360 (119 amino acids)
Source: RefSeq, a predicted model, not a curated record
AUGGCGGCGGCCUUGUUGCUCAAGUGCCGUCGCCUGCUCCUCGCCCCGCUGCGCCUGCGAUGUUCUGCUAUCGGUGCCUUCAAGCACCAACGUUUCGCGCAACGGGGGUGCUUCCUCCCUGCUCGGGAUACCCUCCGACAGGGGGGAAGUGUUCCCGUUGCGCCAGGAUGCAUCAGUCCUGUCUUUCGGUACGUUGGUUUUCCGUGUUUCUUGCUGGACGCAUCUGUUGACUUUGCUCUUUGGCAGUUCCCGGCACGUCGUGUCGUGCUUUUGUCCCGUGCCGCCGACCGCGCCCCCGCCACCAGCAAGGCUGCGUCCUUGCCGGCCGUCGUCGCCGCGGCCCGGGCCUUCAAAGCUUGA